AUGGCAGUCCAUGAUCUUUAUGGUGACAGAAAGCCAGAUUGGCAUAUUGUGCUAGAUGUCCUUUCUUGGAUAUUCUGGUCUAAUGCUACAAUUUUACUGAACAAAUGGAUUAUCAACUCGGCGGACUUUCCUAUUAUUUUAACCUGUUGGCAUUUAAUAUUCGCUACGAUCCUCACCCAAAUCCUGGCUCGGACAACAAGACUUCUCGAUGGCCGCAAGAGUAUCUCCAUGGACACUCGGAUGUAUUGCCGAAGCAUCAUCCCCAUCGGCCUUCUGUACUGCGGCAGCUUGGUGUGCAGUAAUGUUGUUUAUCUGUACCUCAAUAUCUCAUUCAUUCAAAUGCUCAAGGCUGCUGGCCCUGUUGUCACACUGAUCACAAGCUGGUCCUGGAGGGUUGCCAAACCGUCAGCGGCGGCUUUUAUCAACAUCCUUGUCAUUACAAUCAGUGUCGCACUGGCUGUGUCAGGCGAGGUCAAAUUUUCCUGGCUUGGCUUCUGCUUCCAAUUUGCGAGUCUGGUCUUUGAUGCAAACCGGUUGGUCAUGGUGCAGAUUCUCCUGUCAGACAGCGAGUACAGGAUGGAUCCUUUGGUCAGCCUUUAUUAUUUCGCACCUGUGUGUGCAGUUAUGACCUCGGUGGUUGCCAGCUAUACCGAAUACCCUACUUUCGAAUGGAGAGCAGUGAUGCAGACUGGCUGGAUGGUGCUGCUUCUAAGUGCUGCUAUUGGAUUCAUGCUCAAUGUUUCAAUCUUCUUGCUGAUUGGAAAGACCUCUGGUCUGGCAAUGACGCUCAUCAGUAUUCCUAAGAACAUCUUGCUUAUUGCUAUUUCUGUUCUGCUCUGGCACACUCCCAUCCAUCCUUUGCAAAUUCUCGGCUACACCGUUGCCCUUGUCAGUCUGCUCUUCUACUCUCUAGGUUGGAGCACAAUCAAAGGUUAUAUGAAGUCCGUUGAACUGCGGGGUGGGAAGACCGAGGAGAAUGGAAAUUUGCUUGCAAAUGAAGUCUAA
Messenger RNA from Aspergillus clavatus NRRL 1, 1005 nucleotides. RefSeq lists its product as uncharacterized. The coding region runs from base 1 to 1005 and encodes 334 amino acids. Gene Ontology annotation, cellular component: Golgi apparatus; endosome; trans-Golgi network. The record is from RefSeq and is a predicted model, not a curated record. The transcript is spliced from 5 exons. Lineage: Eukaryota; Fungi; Ascomycota; Eurotiomycetes; Eurotiales; Aspergillaceae. Gene Ontology annotation, molecular function: antiporter activity.